UUCUCUCAGAAAGGAAAAUGGCGGCUCUCGGACGCAUCUCUCAAGUGUUCCUGAGGUCUUCUUUGACCCAGGCCCGGCGUCAGCUCUCCGCUGCUGCUGCUGACGGUGGACACGGCGGGUUAGCCCAGAAAUGGAAGAUUCUCUCCUUCCUGGUCGCCUUACCUGGUGUUGGGGUGUGCAUGUUGAACAUGUACCUUAAACAGCAGCAUGGCCACGAACGGCCAGAGUUCGUCCCGUACAGCCACCUUCGCCUCCGCACCAAGCCUUUCCCUUGGGGAGAUGGCAAAAAAACCCUGUUCCACAACCCACAUUUGAAUGCCCUUCCUGAUGGCUAUGAGGAGGCUGAUGAGUAAACCCUCUCUCCAGAUCUCAUAACUGGGACCAGUCCCUCAGUGUUUGUUACUGGACCACACUCACAUUCACAGUUUACUCUUUUCAUUUGUGUUCGGUUUACCUCUGUGCUCUCAACAUGGGGCACCCAAACCUAAAGAUUCCUUUGCUCUGGACCACAAAACAAAACGUCUGCUUAAACUGAACUUGACGCUUAAACUGAAUUAACAUAAAUAAAGUAACUAUUACCUCA
This is a messenger RNA of Toxotes jaculatrix (banded archerfish), 583 nucleotides long. RefSeq names its product cytochrome c oxidase subunit 6A, mitochondrial. Gene Ontology annotation, biological process: mitochondrial electron transport, cytochrome c to oxygen. The coding region runs from base 18 to 353 and encodes 111 amino acids. Gene Ontology annotation, molecular function: enzyme regulator activity. The transcript is spliced from 3 exons. The record is from RefSeq and is a predicted model, not a curated record. NCBI's taxonomy places the organism in Eukaryota, Metazoa, Chordata, Actinopteri, Toxotidae. Gene Ontology annotation, cellular component: mitochondrial inner membrane.